Messenger RNA from Aspergillus calidoustus, 2476 nucleotides. The record is from the annotation of a GenBank genome assembly. NCBI's taxonomy places the organism in Eukaryota, Fungi, Ascomycota, Eurotiomycetes, Eurotiales, Aspergillaceae.
UCAGUAAACAAUUAUAACAUGGUUAGUGCGCUCUGGUUGGAGUUAUCAGCCAAGCCUUCGCUGGGCCCGAGUCAUCGUCAUUUUGGUUAUCUCCCAGGAGCACGUCUGAUUCAUGCCACACGUCCAGUCUUCAUGGCAACUCCCGUGCCAGUCCAUUACCCGGACUCUUGAAUUGCACUUAGCCGUCUGUUAUAGCUUAACUCCUCUCAAAGUCCCCAUCUUCGCCAGAGCUCCAAAUAUAGACUCAUCGAUCCGACUUGGGCCCCGUUACUCCGCAUCCUAAUUUCUUAUCGCGAGCGGCCCCAAAUACCUAGGGUACUAUUGCCUGCCUGCCCCUUUGAGCUUUCUGCUUGAGGUGCCAUAUUCAUCAUCUUCACUCAGAUUCUACCUUUGCGGGCAGAGUCACAGAACACACCUGUGCUCCUAUAGAUGAAAUCGGAAUAUGGAUAAAGACUUGUUGAAGGCGAAAGCUGAGCGUUCGGCAUCAGCCGAAUCGCCCCCUGCCUACGGGGAGUCUUCUUCCAGACGAGGGAGCCUGGGACAGCGGAUCCUCGAAAGCUUUCAAAGAGACCCAAACGCUCACGUCACUGCAUUUGCUUCCUUCUCGGAGAGCAAAGGAUACGAUAUUGAAAAUGCGGCUGAGAAAGCCGCGACCUCGCCGUUACAACGUCAUCUAAGGGGCCGUCACCUGCAAAUGAUCGCGAUUGGAGGCUCCAUUGGUACUGGCCUCUUUGUUGGUUCUGGACGGGUCCUUGCAACUGGGGGCCCAGCGUCGCUUCUCAUCGCAUAUGCCCUGAUCGGAUGCAUGCUUUACUGUACUGUGCAUGCGCUUGGGGAGAUGGCCGUUAUAUUUCCUGUGGCGGGGUCCUUUGCACACUAUUCAACCCGAUUUAUCGACCCGGCUUGGGGAUUUGCCAUGGGCUGGAAUUAUGCUUUGCAGUGGCUGGUAAUUCUACCUUUAGAAAUUGUCGCCGCAUCAAUAACAGUCGAUUAUUGGGACUCGAAUAUCUCAAACGCAGCAUGGGUGACUUUAUUCUGGGCGGUCAUUGUCUCCAUAAACCUCUUCGGGGUAAAGGGAUAUGGUGAGGCGGAAUUCGUCUUCUCGUCCAUCAAAGUCAUCGCCGUAAUAGCCUUCAUUAUACUUGGGAUUAUCCUGAAUUGUGCUGGGGGUCCGAAUGGGAGCUACCUUGGUGCCAGGUACUGGCGGGAUCCUGGUGCAUUUCACCAUGGGUUUAAAGGCCUGUGUGAUGUAUUUGUUAAUGCUGGGUUUGCCUUUGCUGGAACUGAACUCGUCGGCCUCGCGGCUGCUGAAACAGCCAACCCCCGCAAAUCUCUCCCCACUGCUGUCAAGCAGGUUUUCUGGCGCAUUACACUUUUCUAUAUCGUGUCGCUCACGUUAGUCGGCCUUUUGAUUCCUUAUACGGAUCGUCGAUUGAUAAACGGGACCUCUACUGCCGAUUCGAGGGCUUCACCCUUUGUGAUCGCGAUCGAAAACGCUGGUAUUGAAGUUCUGGAUUCUGUGAUGAAUGUGGUCAUCAUGAUUGCUGUUCUUUCUGUCGGAAAUUCAGCUGUUUAUGGUUCCUCUCGGACACUCGCGGCCCUUGCGGAGCAACGACAAGCCCCUCGAUUUCUGGCCUACAUCGACCGCAAAGGCCGCCCCUUGUGGGCUAUCGGUAUUGCAUCGGCUCUUGGACUUCUGGGAUUCCUAGCCGCAACAGACCAGCAAGAGAUUGCCUUUGAGUGGAUGAUUGCGAUCUCCGGCCUCUCAUCAAUUUUCACCUGGGGCUCGAUCUGCCUGGCGCAUAUACGCUUUCGCCGCGCAUGGCGGCUACAAGGCCACAGCCUGAAUGAGUUGGCAUUCCUCUCUCAACCAGGAUUGAUUGGAUCAUGGGUAGGAUUUAUAUUCAACUGCCUGAUUCUUAUUGCCCAAUUUUGGGUUGGUUUUGCGCCAAUCGACUACGAAACCAUGUCGACUACUACUCUGAUUCGCAAUUUCUUCUCAAAGUAUCUGGCGGCACCGGUUGUGCUUCUGUUCUACAUUCCGUAUAAGCUGCGGUUCCGAACCAAGAUUCUCCGGGCGAGAGACAUGGAUUUGAGGACAGGCCGGCGGGAAUUGAAUGUCCAAUGGCUCAUGAAAGAGGAACGCGCCCAACAGGCGGCCUGGCCGGCUUGGAAGAAGCUAUACAAAUUCUUUUGCUGAAGUGGCUGAGGAGCGGAUACGGCACACUUGGAUUUUAUUUUUAUUUUUUUUGCCUCGCUUCUCGUCACGACCUCAUGAUAUACCCAAGCCUGUAUAUAAAACUUUCUUUCAUGGUUUUUCGAAUGGAUACUGUCUCCCUACAUUCUCCUCAAUAGUAGGUAGACUACAGUGGGGACUGUUGCUGAUUCCUGACGAGAGAGUACUACUACUAGUAGUUAGUGAUGUCUCAUCAAAACACCAACGACUGAAGAUGUUGAUGCUGGGAGGUGGUAAAUU